GACUGAUGCGGAAUGUGUCUUCGGCAGGACCCGAUGGCCAGUUACGACGUCAACAGCCGCGACACGGACCCGCAGCCGCGCUACGACCUCAACGACAGCAACCGGCACGGCACGCGCUGCGCCGGCGAGGUGGCCGGCGGCGCCAACAACUCGCUGUGCGCCGUCGGCGUCGCCUUCGAGGCCAACAUCGGCGGUGUGCGGAUGUUGGACGGCGAGGUGACGGACGCGGUGGAGGCGCGCUCGCUCAGCCUGAACCAGCAGCACAUCGACGUGUACAGCGCCAGCUGGGGACCGGACGACGACGGCGAGACGGUCGACGGGCCCGGCGAGCUGGCCAGGCGCGCCUUCAAGGAGGGCAUCAUCAACGGCCGUGGCGGCAAGGGCUCCAUCUUCGUCUGGGCCUCGGGCAACGGCGGCCGCGAGCGCGACAACUGCAACUGCGACGGCUACACCAACAGCCUGUGGACGCUGAGCAUCAGCAGCGCCACCGAGAACGGCCACGUGCCCUGGUACUCGGAGGCGUGCAGCUCGACGCUGGCCACCACCUACAGCUCCGGCUCGGGCCUCGAGAAGCAGAUCGUGACCACGGACCUGCACCGCGGCUGCACCACCACCCACACGGGCACCUCGGCCUCGGCGCCGCUGGCGGCCGGCAUCUGCGCACUCGCCCUGCAGGUGAACGAGCGGCUGACUUGGCGCGACAUGCAGCACAUCGUGGUGCGCACGGCGCGCCGCGCCAACCUGCAGGCGCCCGACUGGGUCACCAACGGCGUCGGCCGCAACGUGAGCCAUUCGUUCGGCUACGGCCUGAUGGACGCCACGGCCAUGGUGAACCUGGCGCGCCGCUGGACGCCCGUGCCCGAACAGCACAAGUGUGAGACGCCCUCCAGCCACGUCGACAAGCUGGUGCCGCCUCACAGUAUGGUGGUGCUGACGCUGACGGUGGCCCAGUGUCCUAGCGUCAAGUACAUGGAGCACGUGCAGGCCCGCAUCAGCCUGGAGGCCACGCGGCGCGGUGACAUCAAGGUGUUCCUGACCUCGCCGGCCGGCACCACCAGCACACUGCUGGACAAGCGGCCGCACGACUCGUCCCGGGCUGGCUUCAGGGAGUGGCCGUUCAUGACGACCCACAACUGGGACGAGUCGCCGCUGGGCACCUGGUCGCUGAAGAUCCACAACGACGGCCGCUACUCAGCGACCGUUUCUGACUGGACGCUGGUGAUGUUCGGCACCGAGGUGCAGGCUGGCACGGCGCCGCCGCCGCAGCCGCCGCCGCCGGCGCCCACGCCCAGCUCGGACCGGUCGUCGGCGGCGCCGGCCGCCAGCCAGCCGCCGCCGCUGGCCAGGCUGCCCGGUUGCCUGCGCGCCCAUCCGGAGAGCCUGCUCUGUCUAGAGUGCGAGCGGCGAAAGCUGCUGUCGGAUGGCGCGUGCCUCGCGUCCUGUCCGGCCAAGACGUACGCCGAUCAGGAGGGCCUCGCCUGCCUGCCGUGCCACUACACGUGCGCCGUCUGCAGCGGGCCCAACGACUACCAGUGCUCGGCCUGCCACGGCGACGCCUCGCUCACGGCCGGUCAGCUCGGCACCGCCUGCCUCAAUACCGAGCUGUUGGCGCGCGCGCGCGCCGCCGACCGCUACGCGCAGCGGUUCACGCACUAA
Messenger RNA from Pollicipes pollicipes, 1656 nucleotides. Its product is annotated as furin-like protease 1. NCBI's taxonomy places the organism in Eukaryota, Metazoa, Arthropoda, Thecostraca, Pollicipedomorpha, Pollicipedidae. Gene Ontology annotation, cellular component: Golgi membrane; trans-Golgi network. Gene Ontology annotation, molecular function: serine-type endopeptidase activity. Gene Ontology annotation, biological process: peptide hormone processing. The record is from RefSeq and is a predicted model, not a curated record. The coding region runs from base 13 to 1656 and encodes 547 amino acids. The transcript is spliced from 11 exons.